AUGCAACUAUCCUGGAAGAAUAUCCCAACUGUUGCUCCUGCCAACGAUUUGUUGGAUAUCGUGUUGAAUAGAACACAAAGAAAGACUCCGACUGUCAUUAGACCUGGUUUCAAUAUUACUAGAAUCAGAGCUUUUUAUAUGCGUAAAGUGAAAUUCACUUCUGAAGGUUUUAUUGAAAAAUUCGAUGAUAUUAUUAAAGGUUUCCCAAACAUCAAUGAUGUUCAUCCAUUCCACAGAGAUUUAAUGGAUACCUUAUAUGAAAAGAAUCAUUAUAAGAUUUCUUUAGCUGCUAUAUCAAAAGCUAAAACUUUAAUUGAACAAGUAUCUCGUGAUUACAUUAGAUUGUUGAAAUUUGGUCAAUCUUUAUUUCAAUGUAAACAAUUGAAAAGAGCUGCUUUAGGUAGAAUGGCUACCAUCGUUAAGAAAUUAAAGGAUGCAUUAUCUUAUUUGGAACAAGUUAGACAACAUUUAGGUAGAUUGCCAUCUAUUGAUCCAAACACUAGAACUCUGUUGAUCUGUGGUUAUCCAAAUGUUGGUAAGUCAUCUUUCUUAAGAUGUAUUACAAAAGCUGAUGUUGAAGUUCAACCAUAUGCUUUCACCACCAAGUCAUUAUAUGUUGGUCAUUUUGAUUAUAAAUAUCUACGUUUCCAAGCCAUUGAUACUCCAGGUAUUUUGGAUAGACCAACUGAAGAAAUGAACAAUAUUGAAAUGCAAUCCAUUUAUGCUAUUGCUCAUUUACGUUCGUGUGUUCUAUAUUUUAUGGAUCUUUCUGAACAGUGUGGUUUCACAGUUGAAGCUCAAGUCAAAUUAUUCCAUUCUAUUAAACCAUUAUUUGCUAACAAAUCAGUGAUGGUUGUUAUUAACAAAACCGAUAUCAUUGGUCCACAAGAUCUAGAUGAAGAGCGUGCUGCAUUAUUACAAACCGUCAAGGAUGUUCAAGGUGUUGAAAUCAUGACAACUUCUUGUCAAAUGGAAGAAAACGUUAUGGAAGUUAGAAACAAAGCAUGUGAAAAGCUAUUGGCUGCCAGAAUUGAAACUAAGUUAAAAUCACAAUCAAGAGUUAACAACGUCUUAAACAAAAUCCAUGUUUCUAAACCACAAAGCAGAGAUGACGUUGACAGAUCACCAUUUAUUCCUGAAACAUUCAAAUCUCUGAAGAAAUACGAUCCAGAAGAUCCAGAAAGACACAUUUUGGCUAGAGAUAUUGAAGGUGAAAAUGGUGGUGCUGGUGUCUUCAACAUCAAUUUGAAGGAUAAAUACUUAUUAGAAGAUGAAGAAUGGAAAAAUGAUGUCAUGCCAGAAAUCAUGGACGGUAAGAAUGUUUACGAUUUCUUAGACCCAGAGAUCGCUGCCAAGUUACAAGCGUUAGAAGAAGAAGAAGAAAGAUUAGAACAAGAAGGUCUAUACAACUCUGAUGACGACGAAGUAUUUGACGGUUACACUGGUGAUGAAGUUGAUGAAAUCAGAGAAAAAGCCCAAUGGAUCAGAGACAAGCAAAAGAUGAUGAUUGCCGAAGCCAGAAAUAGAAAGUCAUUGAAGAACAAAGCCAUUAUGCCACGUUCCAAACUUACCAAAUCUUUUGGCCAAAUGGAAACUCAUAUGGCUAAAUUAGGACACGAUAUGUCUGCUCUAUAUGAUAGACAAUCAGUUGCCGCAUAUGCUAAUAGAUAUAGAGAAAGUGGUGCUGAUGUCGUAUUCGGUGCUGGUGAUGCUAUCGAAGGAAGCAAAUCUGCCAACGGUGGUACAUUGAACCAAUCCGACAGAUUGCUAGACGGUGUUGCAGAUGGUUCGAUGAGAUCCAAGGCCGAGAGAAUGGCUAAACUACAAAGAAGAGAAAGAAAUAGAAACGCUAGAGCUGGUGAAGCCGACAGACAUGCAACUGCUUCAUUACCAAAACAUCUGUUCAGUGGUAAACGUGGUAAUGGUAAAACUGAUUUCCGUUAA
Tetrapisispora phaffii CBS 4417 is the source of this 1944-nucleotide messenger RNA. RefSeq names its product putative GTPase NOG1 (gene NOG1). The transcript has a single exon. Bases 1 to 1944 code for a protein of 647 amino acids. The record is from RefSeq and is a predicted model, not a curated record. Gene Ontology annotation, cellular component: nucleolus. Gene Ontology annotation, biological process: ribosomal large subunit biogenesis. NCBI's taxonomy places the organism in Eukaryota, Fungi, Ascomycota, Saccharomycetes, Saccharomycetales, Saccharomycetaceae. Gene Ontology annotation, molecular function: GTP binding; RNA binding; GTPase activity.